Molecule: messenger RNA, 778 nt
Organism: Vitis riparia (riverbank grape)
Lineage: Eukaryota; Viridiplantae; Streptophyta; Magnoliopsida; Vitales; Vitaceae
Product: 50S ribosomal protein L29, chloroplastic
Exons: 2
Coding region: 61-546 (161 amino acids)
Biological process (GO): translation
Cellular component (GO): chloroplast; ribosome
Molecular function (GO): structural constituent of ribosome
Source: RefSeq, a predicted model, not a curated record
CCACAUUUUCACUGAUUUGAGCAGAGAACGCAGAGAGAAGAAAGAGGGAGAAUCACAGAGAUGUUUAGCCUUGCCAUUGCUUCACCUUCAAGCCUCAAAAUCCCUCCCAAGACUACCUCCACAUUUCCCAAAUCCUCCUUCAAUGGAAUCCGAAUCCCCACUCCCUACAAGCCGUCGUUCCGAAGCCCUUCUUCUUCUUCAUCGGUGGUCAUGAUGGCAAAGAGGGAGGAAGAGCUCAAAGAGAUCAGGGCCAAAACCACAGAAGAGCUCAACGAAGAAAUUGUUGAUCUCAAGGGUGAGCUCUUGAUGCUUAGGCUUCAGAAAUCGGUCAGGAACGAGUUCAAGCCCAGCGAGUUUGGCCGAAUGCGCAAAAGGGUUGCUCGCAUGCUCACUGUCAAACGGGAAAGGGAGAUCGAGGAGGGAAUCAACAAGAGGUUGUCAAGAAAGCUCGACCGGCAGUGGAAGAAAAGCAUUGUCGUGCGGCCACCUCCGUCCCUGAAGAAAUUGCAAGAGGAAGAGGCAGCUGCAGAAGCUGAGAAAUCUUGAUAUGCUAAAUCAAGUGUUUAUUGAAUGAAAAUGAUAUUCUUGGUGUUACUGGAGCUUCUUCAGAGUUGUUUGUUUUCUGUAUUAGUAGACCAUUUAUACAUAAAUUUGUUCGUUGGUUGAUAAGGAAAGGCUUGGCAGGGCCCAUGAUUGAGCAGUAAAAUUCUUUCCUGGGAAAAUUUGAAGCUGAAAUGAAAUGAGGUUGUCUAGGACUCCACCUUGGCCUUUCAUUUUA